AUGAAUAAACCUGAGAAAUACGAUGCCUUACUUAAAACUAAUCGUACAAUGAUCAUCAGACCGAAACUGUCAAAACAGCUACCACGUUAUCAAAAGUCACAUUUUAAUACUAAUAAAUAUCAUAUCUACAAGACAAACGAUCCAUAUAUUAACAAUUUACAACUGAUGAAAACAAGAGAAACUAUCUCAAAAGAUGGAUACGACAGACGAUUACACCGACUUCAUCGUCAUGAUGAUAAUGAUGAUGACGAUGAUAUUGAGUCUGAGGAUAGCUGUGAUAAUGAAGACGAGAAUAUAAGUGCUUUUGUUAAUGUUAAUAUGAAUGAGAAUGAUCAAUCUUCACUGACAGACAGUGGUGCUAAACAAACGAGUAGCAGUCAACUGGACUAUUUGAAAAGUUGUCUUAUCAAAGGAUCAAAUUCCAUUCAAGAAUUAUUUAAACUUUCUGAUAUAUUUGAAUAUAGCAAUAAUGGUGGAGAGGUGAAUGACCAAAGUGUCAAUCAAAAUGAUGCCUAUUAUCACACAGUCGACUUUUUACAAGUAUUUAAUCAACAGUAUGUUUUAGAUCUUCCGUGUAAUCCAUCCUUUUUGAUUGGUCGUUUAUCAACUGCAGUUAUACGUAGUUUUGAUUUGAAUAAAUUCAAGCAAAUUCGACCAUUACUUAUCUAUCUACACGAUAGUCAAGCAGAUGGUGCUAUGCACUUCGUUUCAAAUGUGCUAUGCUCAAAACGUUUUACAGGCAGACUUUAUGAAAAUAAUCUAUUGAUAUGGCCAUUAGAUAUGACAAAUAUGACAAAGUCAAGUAAUUAUUAUAUGAAGAAUAUCAUUCAACAAUAUGAAAAACAGAAAAGACAAUCUCACUCUUCGUCAUCUUACCAUCAUCGUCCUCCUCAACCUCCGCCUCCUCCGCAUAGCUCACUUCAAAGGCGAAAUCCACAUGAUAUACUGACAUCAUCAUCAGAGGUGAGACAAUCAAAGUCAGAUAUGGCAUCAAGAUUUCAAGCAACUAAUAAACAUCAUCACCUUCAACAACAACGCCAACAACAACCGUAUUAUCAUCAUCCGGAUGGACAUACACAACGGGAUGACGAUCGCUCACGCAAGUCGUCUACAACUUCACGUACAGAAUUUUAUACUGGAGAGUAUGAAUCUUCGCUAGAUAAUGAAAACAACUUUUACAAGUGUACUACACAAAAUAACAAUAGAAAUCAAUUUGCGAAGAAUAAAGGAUCAAUAAAUGCUCAAAGGUUAUUUAGCUGUUUUGAGAAACAUCCAGCUGGUGAAACAUUUAAACAGAUUGUAAAGAUAUCUGCAUUACCUGUACUUGUCAACUUAAAAUGGCAUAAUGAAUAUUUCUUGGUAUCACAUUUAUUAUUGCCAUCUUCAACAACUAAAGAAAGUCUAAACUGGAUUGGAUCAGUUUUAAAGCUGUAUGCAAACGAGGUUUCUUUGUGUUAA
Molecule: messenger RNA, 1458 nt
Organism: Trichobilharzia regenti
Lineage: Eukaryota; Metazoa; Platyhelminthes; Trematoda; Strigeidida; Schistosomatidae
Source: the annotation of a GenBank genome assembly